This is a messenger RNA of Pelobates cultripes (western spadefoot toad), 7668 nucleotides long. NCBI's taxonomy places the organism in Eukaryota, Metazoa, Chordata, Amphibia, Anura, Pelobatidae. The record is from the annotation of a GenBank genome assembly.
AUGGCCGCCAGACUGCAAGCCAGGUUCAAACAUGGCCACCUGACUGCAUGCCAGCUUCAAACAUGGCCGCCAGACUGCAUGCCAACUUCAAACAUGGCCGCCAGACUGCAUGGCAUCUUCAAACAUGGCCGCCAGACUGCAUGCCAGCUUCAAACAUGGCCGUCUAAUAGCGGUUCAGGACAAGCCGUCAUCGAUCUCCGUGACGUCACCCUAUCAGACCAUGUGACGGGGUGAGCGCUGACGCCGUGUGGUUCAGGUAUAGACAGCUGACUGUGGCCGCCACACGCUACAUAGCGCACCUCUCCCCACCAAUGAGAAGACAGAGCGCGCUGAUUGGCUGUCAGGAACACGUGCUGGCCAAUCAUCUCUCAGUUUUGGCCGCUGGUUUCCGUUGGCGGGCAGAGCAUGCUGGGUACCGAGCUCUGGGUGUAGGAAGAUGGUGGGCGGCAGCCAGCUGGAGAAUGCGAACCCUCUGAUCUACCAGCGGAGCGGGGAGCGGCCGGUCACCGAGCUGGAGGAGGACGAGGAGGUGACGGACAGCUUCGACGGCCGGGAGAUCUUCGAUAUCCUUAUCAUACUGACUGACUGACAUUCCCAUCAUCCACAGCUUAUACUGACUGACAUUCCCAUCAUCCUCAGCUUAUACUGACUGACAUUCCCAUCAUCCUCAGCUUAUAAUAUUACUGACUGACUGACAUUCCCAUCAUCCUCAGCUUAUACUGACUGACACUCCCAUCAUCCUCAGCUUAUCAUACUGACUGACAUUCCCAUCAUCCACAGCUUAUCAUACUGACUGACUGGCAUUCCCAUCAUCCACGGCUUAUAUUACUGACUGACAUUCCCAUCAUCCACAGCUUAUAUUACUGACUGACUGACAUUCCCAUCAUCCUCAGCUUAUAAUAUUACUGACUGACAUUCCCAUCAUCCUCAGCUUAUAAUAUUACUGACUGUCACUCCCAUCAUCCUCAGCUUAUAAUACUGACUGUCACUCCCAUCAUCCUCAGCUUAUAAUACUGACUGUCACUCCCAUCAUCCUCAGCUUAUAAUACUGACUGUCACUCCCAUCAUCCUCACAUUAUAAUACUGACUGUCACUCCCAGCAGCCUCAGUUUAUAAUAUUACUGACUGUCACUCCCAGCAGCCUCAGCUUAUAAUACUGACACUCCCAUCAUUCUCAGCUUAUAAUACUGACUGACACUCCCAUCAUCCUCAUCUUAUAAUAUUACUGACUGUCACUCCCAUCCUCCUCAGAUUAUAAUACUGACUGACACUCCCAUCCUCCUCAGUUUAUAAUACUGACUGAUAUUCCCAUUAUCCUCAUCUUAUAAUACUGACUGACAUUCCCAUCAUCCUCACCUUAUAAUACUGUCUGUCACUCCCAUCAUCCUCACCUUAUAAUACUGACUGUCACUCCCAUCAUCCUCAGCUUAUAAUAUUACUUACUGUCACUCCCAGCAGCCUCAGCUUAUACUGACACUCCGAUCAUUCUCAUCUUAUAAUACUGACUGACUGACACUCCCAUCAUCCUCAUCUUAUAAUAUUACUGACACUCACUCCCAUUAUCCUCAUCUUAUAAUACUGACUGACACUCCCAUCAUCCUCAGCUUAGAAUAUUACUGAGAGCGGACUGUCACUCCCAUCAUCCUAAACUUAUAAUAUUACUGACUGACACUCCCACCACCUGCGAUUUACAUUUGAGUAAUGCUUUCCUAUGGGCGGGUUUGAAUGCGCGCGACUCUGGCCACGCAUGCGCAUUCGGCUCCACUUGGGAGCUGACAUCGGCGUGGGAGGAGAGGUCACCAGCACCGAGGGAGCCUGGGGCUGGAUUAAGGUAAGUGGCUGAAGGGGUUUUAACCCCUUCAGCGCCAAUGGAGGGGGGGCACUCCAAGAGCUUUUAGUGCCAGGAAAACGGGUUUGUUUUCCUGGCACUAUAGGAUCCCUUAAUGAGUUCAAAACUUGUUUUGGUGCAUGGAGUGUCCCUUUAAGAUGUGUUGAUCUAUAUGAUGUUAAAGGGACGACACUAUGGUCACUGAGAACUGUGCAUGUUGCCUUUUCAGAGAAAACGGCAGUGUUUACAUUAAUGCCUAGUAAGACCUGCAGUGACAGUCGCACAGACAACUACUAGAAGGUGCUUCCUGGUUUAGUGCAGCACUGACAUUUGCUGAACGCCCCUCCCUAGAGAUGUGUUGAUUCAAUGCAUCUCUAUGAUGAGGUGCUGCACAUUCACAAUAGCCUCCCAAUGCCUUCCUAUGUAAAAGCUUUGGAUUGACUGAGAUUGUCAAAUUUGAUGACUGAGCCACCUGCGACCAGUGCUGGAAAAAGCGUAAGUAAAAUAAAAUUUUAAAGGGAAGUAACUGGGGCCUAAACUGUUUUUACAACUCUAGUGUCAGGAAUACAUGUUUGGAUUCCUGACACUAUAGUGUUCCUUUAAGGACAAUCUCCAUCUCUACUAGGUAAGAGUAGGAAAGGGCGGUGAGCAGGUGCAAGAUCACCCUUUUUGUAGCAAUAAAUCCCCACAUAUUAAAGGAACACUAGAGACCCUUAAAGUACAUUAGCUUGCUGAACUGCUCUAUGUGUGAAUACUGUGUCCUAGUUUUAGAAAUUGACUUUUUAUAAAGUAACCUGGUUACAACCCCCCUGGCUGUCAAUCAUAUAACCCGUUCUUGUUACUUCCUGGUUUGGUUAGCUCAGUGGACCUAAUCUCAAGAAGCGGCGGUCACCUAGAACACCUGCCUUGCAAACACUUCUCAUUGAAGUGCAUUUGGAAGUCUGUGAUUGGACAUCCACAAAGUGUGGGCGAGGUUAGAAGGGGAGGGAUUGCAAAUGCUGCAGAAAAGAGAUCUGUAGCUUUUGCAGACUGUUUUUAGAUAUACCCCCAAUUAAAAAAAUGCAUAAUUAAAUGCAGACGUUUUUGUUUGACAUAUCUACUAAACAGUGAUAUGAAGUUUUUUUUUGUUUUUUUUGUGCAAUGUAUUAUAACUUUCAGGGUUAUGUAGGGAGAUUAAUUCGGUGGCAAUGCUAUUACUUUACUAAAGGAACGUUGCUUCCAAAUUACUCCUUAUACAUAAGCCCCAUUUUUUUGUGCGAAAAGGAGAAAGCACCCUGCUCGUUAAUGGGGAUCCCUGGGGAGCUUCACUAUUUAAUUGAACUCCUACCUACCUACACGCAUGGUGUGGGAUUAGGGGGUCUAAUCUUCUCUGCUUAUAAGGGGUUCUGGGACACCUCUCACUAAUACAGCCAAUAUGAUAUGGGAAAUCAGUGUUUUACUGACAGUCAUCGUCUCACCUCAUGGGCUAAAGGAAAUGGGGUACCCGUCUCCCAAUAGUAUUUUUAGUAUUCGAUAACUUAACAAUCCUUUGAUGAGUCAGACUUUCAUUAUUGUUCUUGUAUGUUGUCCUUAUUGUGUUACAUCUUAUUCGUUCAAUAAAUGACCCGGAACAUCCACUCAGCCUGGAAGAGCUCAAUGUUGUGGAACAAAUGAGAGUCAAGGUAAACUAUGCGUUUAAUCCGGUAAUGUGACCUGAUUUUCUUAUACAUGUGAAGACUAUUCCUGAAACUGAGUCUAGACUAUGGGAUUACUAUCAUGAGAAUUCAGAGCGAAUUUCAAAUUUAAGGCAAAAAUAGCUGAACUGGAAUCAUUCUGUUACCUACGCUUUCAGUUUGGCUACUUUGGCUUUUUACCUUAAAAUCUCUUAUUAUGAAUAACCUUCUUUGAGGCAUUGUCCAUGUUGGUAUAUUCUAAAAUGGAUCUGUGCCACUGGCUAAGUAUAAAACAUAGGACUUAGCUACUCGUUGGUCCAGGAGGCGUGGUUCUUUUAAUAAGGUGACCAGGGAUAAAUAGAUCUAAAAUAUAUGAACGGAGCACUUCAGACAUAAUUACUACAUUUUAAAUUGACCAUAGACUUAUUAGUUCAGAUUCAAAGGAAAUCAUUUAAUUUUUUGUUUUAGAGAUUACUUUCUGCCUUUUGAUUUGAUUGUUAAUCUUGAAGAGGCUCAAUAAAUAAUUUGCAAUAUUAAGGCUAGAAUAACCAGUAUGGUAAUAUAAAUGAUUAACUUCUAAUUUACCAACUGGCUGGGAAUGAUUGUUGCAAUCCAUUACUUGUUGACUCCAGGUUAACCCUAGGGCCUGUGUGACCGCUUUAUUUUACUAUUUCUAACUUCACAAUUAAUAGAACGAACAUAACAAAGACUUUACAAUGGCCUUCAUUUGACAAAUCUGCUUUGCAGUUCACUGUCUGAAUGGCCGCCCCUUUUAGUCAUGCUGUAACACGGAUCUAAUGUGCAAAUACAGUGUAGGCAUGUUAUAUAUUGCUCCCCACUUACUGACUGUUUAAUCCCUUGUCACAGGUCAAUGAUGAGGACAGCGCAGUGUCAGUGGAAUUCACACCCACAAUCCCUCACUGCAGCAUGGCCACCCUUAUUGGACUCUCUAUUAAAGUCAAACUGCUGCGAUCACUGCCAGAUAGGUUUAAGGUGAGUGUAUGAGGGAGUUUUAUUCACUCAGGAAACUGACUCAGAACCAUUAUCCUUACCCCAAGUUUCAUUAUUUUUAUUAAUCAAAUAUGCCAUUGCUCUGCUUUUACUGGUUAAAGACAGCCUUUCUUCCACAAAUGUGACUGACAAGAUCAGUUUCAGGUAAAUUAUAAAGUUCAAACUUCCCUGAUCAACCACAACAUUAAAACCCCUGACAGGUGAAGUGAAUAACAUUAAUUAUAUCGUUACAAUGUCACCUGUCAAGGGGAGAGGGAUAUGUUAGGCAGCAAGUGAACUGUCAGUUCUUGAAUCUCAUGUGUUGGCAGCAGGAAAAAUGGGCAAAGAAAAGAUCUGAGUGACUUUGACAAGAGCUAAAUAGUGAUGGAUAGACGACUGGGUCAGAGCAUCUCCAUAACAGCAAGUCUUGUGGGAUGUUCCCUGUAUGCAGUGGUUAGUAUCUACCAAAAGGUGUUCAGGAAGAACUGGUGAACCGGCAUCAGGGUCAUGGGUGGCAAAGGCUCAUUGAUGCACUUGGAGAACGAAUGCUAGCUGCCUGGUCUGAUCACACAGAAGAACUACUGUAGUUCAGAUUGCUGGUCCACUACUGUAAUGCUGGUCAUGAUAGGUUUUAGUACACACAGUGGGGGGACAGUGUGUGUGUGUGUGUGUGUGUGUUUGGGGGCUGUGAGUGUAUUGGGGGGAAUGAUUGGGGGUCUGUAGGGUUGGAGGGUAGAUUAGUAAAUCUAUAUAUUUUUUUUUCUUUUCUAAUUUAAAAAAAAAAUGUAUUUUGAUAUCCCCUCUCCCUGCUUACCUUUGACUUGGAAGGGGGACAUCUCCUGCAAUCUCUGGAGGUCCCAGUGGUGAGAGUGAACUCUAGCAGCCUCAGGAGCUACUAGAUUUCACUCUCGCAAGAUUCGGAGCGUUUCCGUGGUAGCCGUGGCAAUGCUCUGGGCUCGCGAGAGGAGAACUCAGAGGAGCCGCAGGGGCCUCUAUCCCUCCCCUGCCGGCUGCCAGUAUUACUCUAUGAUCAGGCCGGAGAGGGAGAUCUCUGAUCUUCCCUCCGGUCCUGCAUUGCCAGCAGGGGAGAAUGAGACACAUUUCCCGGUGCUAUGAUCAUAAGUUCAUAGCACUGGGGAAAUAUCUCACUGCAAUUUAUAGCCGUUCCGCAAAAGCUUUCACCAGACAGUAUAGCCGGGUGAAAGCUUUCGCAGACCGGCAAUAACUUCUUGAAGGCCGGCGCCGGUCCGUGGCCCCAGGUGUUGGGGACCCCUAAGUUAGAGUACCCAUGAUGACUCCGAACCAGCACUGAAAUCUCCUUCAAUGGGGAUGUAUGCAUCUUUUGGAUUUCAUUCCUCAACGCAUCAGAGCUGUUUGGGCAGCACGAAGGGGACCUAUAUAAUAUUAGGCAGGUGGUUUAAUUGUUGUGGAUUUAUUGUGUUAAGUCACUGUGUUCUGAUGAAAACUAGAAAUAUGUGCACAAAUCCUGUAGAAUGAAAAAAAAUAUUAUAGUAGUAGCACACAUAAGGUAGAUGCAGGUCUGUAUAUGUUAUUAUUUACACUGACCAUGUUAGUUUUAUUUAAUAUUUGUCUUCAUCUCUAACAGAAGUCAUAUAAGCAGUAUUGUAAAAAUGACACUAUUUUCAAGAAUAACCUUUUUCAGUGUCGAUUAAUGAGCUGCGGUAGUGUUAGUGUCCUAUUCCAGCCAGUUACCUAUCACAUAUCUAUGUAAAACAGCCAAUAGGAAUAGGUUGGGGAAGGUGAGCAUGCAACGCAUAUAGAGUUUUAAACAAAGCACAUUCCAUACUAGUACGUUGUGUGAGGGAUGGUGUUAUGUUGCCAGAGUUUUAUUAUUUGAUUUACAUGAUUUUUUACUGUGCGUAAUAGAGGUGCAGGCCGGGGUAUAGCAUGCAUCCUAGCCUACGUGGAGUGUCCAUUAAAUGUACGGUGUGUCCUUAUUUAACAAAGCCGGUGUCAAUACAAGCCAGGGUUGUAUCUUACAUCUUUAUUUUUAAAAUACUCAUUCUGUUUUAGCAUUGUUUUGCACUGCUCAACCUUUUUAACUUGUUGCCAUAUAGACUGUUUCAAACUUUUCAUGCAUAAAUGAGAUUUCUAAUAAAAACAAAUAUCACAUGCUUUGUUUUCUUGUAUUUAAGGUGGAUGUUCACAUAACUCCAGGAACUCAUGCUUCAGAACAUGCAGGUAAGUUUCAUUUAAUGACUUCUCCCUGUCCUGAAACAUGCAGUCUAAGUAAAUGGCACAAACCGCGCAUGUUUUGCGCAUCAGAUUUCUAUCCCUGCAGAACUAACCCUGCCUUCACUCUUCAGUGAUUUAUCUAGUGAGUGUUUUAUCUGACAUGCCUCCUACUAGUUUUAGGUUUGUUUUUAUUUUUCCAAAAUAGAAAUAACAGUUUAUAUGCUUCAUGAUUUCCACUACACAGAUUAUAAACAGCUUAGUUUGGCUUCAGUUAUCUGUCCAAUCCCGGUGCUUGUGUACAGUUUUCAGAGUAAUAAAGUCUAAUCAGACAAAUCCCCGGAACCAAAUUUCCUGCCACUACUUUAAUAUAGAAAGAUGUACCUUUUUAUUGGCUCAUAAAUGUAUAGUUUGUAAACAUCUGGCUUGGUCAUAAGUGAACUUGGGAGAGCAUCUUAAAGGGACUGUAACUCUUAAAUGUAAAUAGCUGUGAUACAAAAUGAUCGAAAAUAUUUGCAUUUGUAAACGUUAUGGGACGUCUCUAUUAAAGGAAACCUCUAGUCCAGAAAAUAACACCGUAGAGCACUCCCACGCCUUUGCUCUGUAAAUGUAAAGUUUAAUAAAGAUUGCUUACCUUGUGUCCAGCAUUGUCCACCCCCUUACUUUCAACCAAUCAGAAUACAUAUAAUCCAUAGAUAAGACUAUACGAUUUGCAGCAUUAUGUUGCAGGUGCUCAAACGUUCCUGUGACGACAAAUAUCAUUUAUAUAUAUAUAUUGACUUUUUUUUUUUUUUUAAAUAAACUAAAAUUGAAGUUAGUGUAGCUGUAACAAAACGUGGAGUGUAUAACCUUUUAGACUAAAUAAGUCUUCCUGCUCUAUUGAUCACGUUUCUCUUUUUCCACACAGUAAAUAAACAGCUUGCCGACAAGGAGCGCGUUGCUGCCGCUCUGGAAAACUCCCAUCUGCUAGAAGUUGUGAACCAGUGUUUAUCUGCGAGGUCUUAG